UGCACCCUAUAGUCCUUUUGAAUAUCCUCUCCUCUUGAGUUCAACCCCAUCAUGCACUUUUUCAAAUCAAGCGUUGUUAUAUUGGCUGUCACUUGUAAGCUUGCACUUGCAUUUAACUGUCAUUCACCAUAUGGCGCAGGUGGUUGCCUGAACACGGUGGUGGGCUCGGUCGAUGUUCUUUCACCCGCCCUGCGGCCGAACGGAGCAGGGACUACAUAUUUUAUCUGCGAGAAAGGGCUCGCGGAGUGCUGUUUGGACGCUACAUUCAAGGUGAAUAGCAUCCCAUUAAUCUUUCCACGCUUCUGCCACGACAGCUACAGUUUGACCUCGAUACUCUCCGUCUUUCAGAUUCCCCCGGGCCGAGUUGCUGAUCCCAACAAAUGCCAGCUAGGGUAG
Molecule: messenger RNA, 396 nt
Organism: Puccinia graminis f. sp. tritici CRL 75-36-700-3
Lineage: Eukaryota; Fungi; Basidiomycota; Pucciniomycetes; Pucciniales; Pucciniaceae
Exons: 2
Coding region: 52-396 (114 amino acids)
Source: RefSeq, a predicted model, not a curated record